Trichomonas vaginalis G3 is the source of this 1611-nucleotide messenger RNA. Its product is annotated as structural constituent of cell wall. Lineage: Eukaryota; Parabasalia; Trichomonadida; Trichomonadidae. The transcript has a single exon. The record is from RefSeq and is a predicted model, not a curated record. Bases 1 to 1611 code for a protein of 536 amino acids.
AUGACCUCAAUUCCUUUUGCAUGUUUUCAAAGUUGUAAACAGCUUAAAAAAGUUGUACUUACAGAAAAUAUUACUAAGCUCGAAACCGGUGCUUUUCUUGAUUGCCCUUCUUUAUCAGAAAUUAAUUUACCAAAUUCUUUGACUUACAUUGGUGAGAGAGCUUUCCAAUAUAAUCAAGCUAUGCUAUAUCUACUUAUUCCUCCGAAUGUUAAUUAUAUUGGUCCAGGUGCAUUUGGAAAUACUAAUAAAAAUCUUGUCAUUAAUACAUCAUUGAAUACGUACUGUUAUUCCAGUGAUGGUAUGCUUAUCAUUAAUCAGCAGACAGUUUUGAGUGAAUAUUUUGGUUCGGAUUCCAAGAAAGAUCUUCAUGUUCCAUCUACAUGCAACAAAAUCAAUGCAUAUGCAUUCCAAAAUAAACAACUGAAGAGUAUGUCAUUUGAUACCAAUCCAUCAUUAGAUGUUGAAUCCUCAGCAUUUCAAGAAUCAACAAUCCAAUCGUUUUCAUUUCCAUCCGGUCUCAAAUCUAUCAAACAAAACGCAUUCCUCAACUGUAAAUCUCUUAUUAGUGUCACAUUUCCACAAGACUGCAAGUUGAGUAUUAUCUCAUCCAAUUGUUUCCAGAAAUGCAACAGUCUUAGUGUUCUCACCCUGCCUCCAUCGAUUCGUACCAUCGGAAGCUAUGCAUUUUGUGGAUGCAAAUCCAUCCGCGACAUUGGUCUCCAAAACACGCAACUUGUCAGCAUUGGUACCAAAUCAUUUUACCAGAGUUCCUUACGCACCGCCAUUCUUCCAUCCACCGUUACCUCUAUCGAUAUCUCAGCAUUCGAAGAGACAUCGUUGACAUCAUUUUCUACCUCAUGCCGUUCUAUUCCUGAUGGUUGCUGUUUGUCAUCACCCGACUUGUCUAGUGUCACACUUAGUGAAGGUGUCGAACUGAUUGGCCAGCGUGCAUUUGAGAGCUGCAACAUCGACGAAAUCCUGCUUCCUAAGUCGAUCAGUGUCAUCUCAGAGUUCUGUUUUUCCAACAAUGAACUUCUUUCUAAGUUCAGCAUCUCAGUUAACAGCAGCUUAUCAGAAGUUCGCAGUGGUUGUUUUGUUGGGUGUCCACUUCUUAAGAAGAUCACACUGUUCCCGGACGAAGGGAAACUUCUAUUUGGUAACGGUGCUCUUAUGACAUUCGACCAGACCAAGCUUUACACAUUCCUUCCAUCGAGCGACAUCCGAACAUUUGUUGUUCCUAUGAUGAUGAAAUACAUCAAUCCUAAAUCAUUCUUCAAGUGUGAUAAGCUUGUUCGUGUCCUGUUCAACGGCAACUACAUCAACACUAUUGGCUCGGGUGCAUUCAUGGGCUGCAAGAACCUUAACUUCAUUUUUGUUAGUUCACCUAGCAUCGAGAACAUCGGCACUGAUGCAUUCAGCGACUGUCCUAAUCUUGAAAAGUGUGGCACAUUCAGCAUUCCUAACGAACUUAAAAGUCUUUUCCUCUCUAAAGGUGUCAAAUCUAUCUCAUUGAAAGAAGACUGUGUUUCCGACUGCAGAAGUGUUAUUGCGAACAACUAUGGACACUUCUCUAUCACUCAAAUUUCUGUUUUUAUUUCUAUGAUAUUAUAA